Ficedula albicollis (Collared flycatcher) is the source of this 12191-nucleotide messenger RNA. It is a transcript of the gene PKHD1, whose product is annotated as polycystic kidney and hepatic disease 1 (autosomal recessive). The coding region runs from base 199 to 11724 and encodes 3841 amino acids. The transcript has 67 exons. The record is from RefSeq and is a predicted model, not a curated record. Lineage: Eukaryota; Metazoa; Chordata; Aves; Passeriformes; Muscicapidae.
UCAGCCCUGGGCAGAGUGACUGACACAACCCCAGCCUGAAACCUGUGGCAGAGCUGGUGCCAAGGGGAUGCAGCUCUUGUUCUGGUUUCAGAGCCCCUGCACUUCACUCAGCAGAGGAAGAGAGGAAGAACAAACUGAAUAAGUUACAAGGAAGGUCCUGGAGCCAGACUCUUGUGAAUUCCUCAUCCAGCGUUCAAGAUGAACCUUUGGAGAACAUUUCUGCUGAGUGCUGGGCUGGUAUUCUUGACAGGGACAGCCUCAGGAUCAUUUGUCAAGCCCCAGGAGGGCAGCAUUGCUGGAGGAACAUGGAUUACCAUCACUCUGGAUGGCUCAGCAUCCCACCAGGUAGAAUCAGUCUCUGCAGCCAGUGCAUCCCAGCUGGAGGUGUCCCUGGUCAAUCCUGACCUGCCCAGGCUGCCUUGUGAUGUCUCUCCUCUGCAUUUGGACUUGCCCACUAUAAGGUGCAGAACAAGGUCUUCACCCCAGGAGGGUUUGUACUAUGUGGAGGUGAUCUUUAAAGGACAUGUGAUUAACAACCUGACUGAGGUGGAGAAAGAGAACUAUUCCUUCAAGUUCUCAGCUGAGCAGACACCUGUGGUUUACCAAAUUAAUCCAUCCUCUGGCACCCCAGGAAAUUUAAUACAGAUUCAUGGGAAGACAAUUGCUGGGAGAUAUGAGACCCUGGACUUCAAUGUGGAUUAUAUUGAUGGGCCAGCUGUUCUUACAUCAGAGGAUGGAUGGACCAGUCUCUGCUCUUUUGUUGACAGGAGAGCUGGAAGCACUUACCCAAUUGAGGCAAAGGAUGGGCUGGGGACUCUGCAGUGCCGGGUGGAAGGGAACCACAUAGGAUCCCACAACGUCAGCUUCUCAGUGUUUAACAAAGGAAAGUCAGCAGUGCACAAAGAUGCCUGGCUCAUCAGUGCCAAACAGGAGCUUUUCCUGUAUCAGACUCAUCCAGAGAUAUUCUCCGUGGUCCCAGCUGCAGGGAGCCUGGCAGGGGGCACAGAUCUCACUGUCACUGGGGAUUUCUUUGAGGAGCCAGUGCAGGUCACUGCUGCAGGUGUUCCCUGUAAAGUCAAGUACGUCUCUCCCCAGGAAAUCAGAUGCACCACGGAGCCUCUUGGCAAGGGCAGGACACCUGGUGCCCCCCAGCCAGGAAACAGAGGGCUUCUCUUUGAAGUGUGGGAUGAUGCCUCUGAUCUGACAGAAGCAGGUCCUGGAUACAGAUGGCAGUUUGUACCUAAUGCCAGCUCCCCAGUAAGGUUUCUGUCUGGGGCAGAGAAGUCCUUCAGCUCCAGACUCCGUGGAUUUUUUGUGGCUCCUGAGACCAACAAUUACACCUUCUGGAUUCAGGCAGAUGGUCAGGCAUCUCUCUACUUAAGUUUGUCCCAAGAUCCGAAACAGAAGGUGAGAAUAGCUUCUCUCCCUGCUGGCAAUUCAGAGUGGGCUGACAACUGGGUGAACAACUGGAGUGAACUUUGGCAGCCAAAAUCCCAGAAAUUUGAGCUAACUGCUGGCUCCAGGUACUACCUGGAAGCACUGCACCAUGCCCAGACACCCAGCACGGGGAUGAGAGUUGGAGUGCAGAUACACAACACGUGGCUGGACCCCCGUGUGCUGAGCAGCUACCGCACCGAGAGGCACGAAAUUCGGGCUCGUGCCCUGCAUCUUCCAGAAGUGCAGAUGUUGACUGUGUCUGGUACAGGUUAUUUCAGUAUCUCCUGGAACAACACGCUGAGAAUGAUCCCCACAAAUGCUACAGCUCACCAGGUGCAGGCAGCAAUAGAAGAGCUCCUUUCAGUAGGAUGUGAAACUGAGCCAACUUCUGCUAAAAUCCUUUUUCACCAUGGUUUUGAGAAAGAAGAUAUGAAGAACAUCAUCACCACAGGACACAUUGUCAGUGGAACAGAGCCUUUCUGUGGGAGAUUCAGUGUCCACAGACCAAGCCAGCUGGUGAAAACUUCCCCAUCAACACUACCAAGAUAUGACCUUACUAAAUACUCACGUGUGUGUUUUGCACAUAAAGGCCAUUUGAGCAACAUCCUUCAUCUCUCAGUGUCCUACACCAAUGUGUCUUCAUGUCCAGUGAGGAGAAACCUCACCUGCCAGUGGGACUUCAAUGAAACUGACUCGAAGAGCUGGAGAUUUACCUGCACCAACCUCUGGAAGAAGUGUGUGAAUCUCUCUGUUCCUCUCCAGGACCUCCCAGCCAAUUCCCCAGUAUUUGUGGAUCAGAUAGACUUGCAGAGCCCUGUGCUGCAAAAGGAAACGCCUGGAUCAUUUUAUCUUGAUGAGCUCAUCAUUGCUGACAGAGCUGUGAUUGUUUCCCAGAGAGACCCCAAACCCCCCAGGCCAGGGGGGAGGAUAAUUGAAGCAGUGUCUGUGGAGGGGUCUCCUCCCACCUACAACGUGUCCUGGAGGAUUUCUGGCUGUGGGGCCAGUCUGCCCCUCCUCUCCCCAAGAGGUGCAGUGCUUGGGGAGGGCUCUCAGGAACAUGGACACCUGCAGGUUUCCACGGAGGAUGUGAGAGUCAGCCUCAGCAUCCAGAGGCUGCAGAAGUCAUCCCCACCUCUCGGAGGAACCUUCCACAUCCACUUGGGCAGCACAGUGAUACCAGAUGUUUCAGUGCACAUCUCGGGCCCCCAGCUCCGCAGGCUUCUGCAGGACAAUGUGGAUAAUUUUACAGCUCCCUUCUUCAACACCAGUGACUUCACUGUGACCAGAGACUCCAGCUCGUGCCAUGAAAGUGUCUGGACACUGACUUGGGAAAAAACAGCUGGGGACCUGCCCAAUGUUAUCAGUGUCUCUUCUGAAAACCUCACUGGCCUGAAGCCAAGUGUUUCUACUCGUGUGGUUUAUGAUGGGGGUGUGUUUAUUGGACCAAUCUUUGGGGACAUGCUUGCCACUCUCCAUAAUCAAACACAGGUGGUGGUGACGGUGAAUGAUGUCCUUGCAAACUGUUCUGGCUCUUGUUCUUUCCAGUUCAGCCAGGAAUUGACACCCAUAGUCAGAGAUGUGGAGUACUCAUCAGGUGACGGGCCCCAGGCCGCAGUGGCCCUCAGGGGAGCUGGCUUUGGUGAGCAGCAGCAGGUGUUGGUGGGCAGCAGGAGGUGCCGUGUCGCAGGUGCCAGCGGCAGCCAGGUGCUCUGCCGGGUGCCGCGGCUGCGCGCCGGGCUGCACGCCGUGACGCUGCGGGUGGCACCCCACGGCCUGGCCCUCGGUGGCACCGCGGCUCGAGGGAUCUUCCUCACAGUCCAGCCGGCCCUGGCUGCUGUAGAGCCUCCUUCCACUGCAGAGAUUGGAGGACUUAGAGUGACUCUCAGGGGGACCGGUCUGGAAGGGGUAAAUGCAGUGUUGUUUGGAUCCCAGCCUUGCCCAAUUUUGGAGGAGGGCAGAAACUCAACAAGAAUUCAGUGUAAAGUUCCUUCUCGGGGAACAGAGGAUGCUGCUGUUGACGUGACACUGAUUUCUGGGAACCAGUCAACAAGAGUGACCAACUUGUUCCAGUAUGAUCCUUCCUUAAACCCUGCACUUGUAUCCCUGAGCAGGAACAGAAGUGGCAUAGCAGGAGGUGAGGAGCUCCACAUUGGAAUAUCUCAUUUUGCCAGCUACCAGGGCUCAGAUGUCAAGGUCCAGAUUGGGGACUCGUGGCCACAGAUCCAGGCGCAGACAGAGCGUGGGGUUAAUGUGACACUUCCAGCCCUGCCUGCAGGAUGCUACAAUAUUUCUGUCCUCAUCAAUGGCAUUGCUGUGGCUCCAAACAGGGUUGAGCCGUUAAUCCAGUACCUCUCUGAGAUCUUCAGCAUCGAGCCCUGCUGUGGCUCUGUUCUGGGUGGAACACUGCUCACAAUUUCUGGAAUGGGCUUUAGCCAAAACCCUGCCCUGGUUUCUGUGUCAAUGGACAAUCAAACCUGUACAGUUACUCACCUGGAAGAAGAGACAAUUUGGUGCCUGACCCCUCCAGCUGUUAAUUUGUCCAAUGAAGAUCCACGUGACAUCUCUGUCAGAGUAAAUGUAGCCAUCAGCAGUGGGUCACUUCAACACGCUCUCUUUGCAAAUAGGACCACCACCUUUAACUACCAAAGAGCUUUGACUCCCCUCGUUACUGCUGUUGAAACAGAAGUCACAGAUGGCAGCCUGCUCUUGAGCAUUCAGGGGAUAAACAUCAGUGGGUCUCUGGCUAAGCUUGGACACAGUGAAUGUCAGCUUGAGUUUCAACAUGGCAACCAGUCUGCAAUGUCCUACCAGUGCUCUUUGCCAAUGAACAGCCUGGAACCUGGGACUGUCCCCAUCCAGGUCAUCCAGAGGCAGCUGGGAUACGCUCGCGUGGCAGCAAGGCAGCAGGCCCUCACAAUCACUCCACAGAUCACCUCCAUAUCCCCAUCACAAGGAUCCAUCUGUGGUGGGAUGUUGCUCACUAUAUCUGGUAUUGCUUUGAAAUCCAGGAGGAAUUUGGUAGAGGUCAGCCUGGAGAGUAAUUACUCCUGUGAGAUUCAGAAGUCUGAUAAUGACUCCAUCACUUGUGUUGUCCUUCCAGGGGCUCACCCUUUGCACCCUCAGUGGCUGGCUGUGGCAUCUCGGGCUCUCAGUGUCACAGUGGUAGUCAAUGGGGUCAGCAGUGUGUGCCUUGGGGACUGCACACUCCACCUUCAUGAGCACUGGACCCCCCUGGUCCAUCUGGUCACCUGGAGGACCAACGGCACCGCCACCUACGUGACAAUCAAAGGGCAGAGGCUGGCAUGGCAGGGUGGCAGCCCCGUGGUACACGUGGAUAACAGCACUGCCUGCACGGUGACCUUCUGGAACGAGACCAUCAUCAGCAACACCACCAUCACUGGCUCCGUGCUGCAGUGCACAGCUCCUCUGCUCCCUGUGGGAGAGUACCCUGUGCUGGGCCUGGAUAUUCCCAGGGGAUGGGCUUCCUCCAACCUGACAUUCACUUCUCACCUGGCAGUGACAGCUGCACGUCACAACUGGAGUGGCUUGAAAGGAGGGCAAGUUUACCUGCACGGAACUGGUUUUUCCCCAGGGAAGACUUUGGUCACAGUCUGUGGCACCAGCUGUGAAGUCCUGGGCAACAUGACAGUGACUGAGCUGAGCUGCCUUGCCCCACGCCUACGAGCCUCGUUGGCCAUUCUCUGUGGUCUGACUCAUUCUUCUGCCAGCUGCCAAGAGGACAGAGCCACCUUCAUUGGCUGUGACAUCCGAGUCAUGGUGGGCACCUCCCAGCAGAGAGGAGCUGUGCCCUACUUCUACGUCUGCGGGGACACCCGGCCCCAGGGACACUUUGCUGGACUCCUUGCCAGCCCUAAAGUGGAAAGAGAUGAAGUUCUCAUCUAUAAUAGCUCCUGUAACAUUACCAUGGAAACUGAGGCAGAGAUGGAGUGUGAGGGAGCUAAUCAGCCAAUUACUGCCAAGAUUACUGAGAUAUGGAAAAACUGGGGCCAGAACACUCAGCUCGCCCUCCAGCUGUGCGGCCGGUGGGAGGAGGACUCCAGCUGGGCUGCUGGCCACCCGCCGCGAGAUGGCGACAAUGUCACGAUAGAAGGCGGCCGGACGCUGCUGCUGGGGACCGCCACGAGCAUCCUCCACCUGCUGCAGCUCAAAGGUGGCAAACUCCUGUUUACUGGACCAGGACCUGUAGAACUGCAUGCUCAUUACAUCCUGGUGUCUGAUGGAGGAGAGCUCCAGGUGGGAUCCCCUGAGGCUCCUUUCCAGCACAAAGCACACAUCUAUCUCUAUGGGAGUCUCCAUUCUCCACCAUUAUUUCCAUAUGGAGUCAAAUUCCUGGCAGUGAGGAAUGGGACCCUUUCCAUUCAUGGCUGGAUGCCCAAAGUCGUUUUCACACACUUGAAAUCAUCAGCUAAUGCUGGUGACACACGAUUAGUGCUCCAGGAAUCUGUUGAUUGGCAACCUGGUGAUGAAAUCCUGGUGGGAAGUUCAGGCCUUGGAGAUGCACAGCAGCAGGAGGAAGUGGCUUUUAUCCAGUCCCUGAGCAACACAGAGCUGCACCUUAGAUCACCACUCAGGUACCCCCACAGUGCUGGAGAGGGAUGGGGCAAUGGCCAAGGCCUGCCUUCGAGGGCUGUGGUGGCACUGAUCAGCAGAAGGGUUGUUGUUCAAGGAAAUGUCACACUGGAGAGGAUGUCCCACCUCAGGCAGUGUGCAGAUGCAGGUGGCUCUGGGUGUUUGUACAAGAGAAGUGAGAGGCAGCUGGGCUCUCGGGACCUGGGAGCCAUCCUGGUGGUGGAGGCAUUCCAGGGGCAGGCGAGUCGGCUCCGGCUGGAGGGGGUCCAGUUCCGCCACGUGGGCCAAGCGUUCCGGCACCACCGCAGUGCCCUGACUGCUGCUGGCAACACCUGGCUGCCAGACUCUUACAUCCAUGGUUGUUGUGUUCUGGACUCCUUUGGCCAAGGCCUCCAUCUGACCGGGAUCUCCAACCUCAGUGUGGACAGGAAUGUUUUCUACAACAUAUCAGGCCAUGGGAUUCUCUUGGGUAAGGGACUGGAAGAGGAGAACAAAAUCAGUAACAACAUAGUGAUUGGCCUGUCUGUAACUGAUGGUUUUUCCAAUAUUGAGACACUGUCACCAGCAGGGAUCUACGUCAGGGCUCCUGCCAGCCACAUCAGGGGUAACACAGUGUGGGGUGCUGGGUAUGGCUAUUUCUUUCAUCUCUCCCCUGAGGGCCCAUCCAAAGUGCCUCUCCUGUCCUUCAGUGAGAACACAGCUCACUCCUGCACAAGGCAGGGGUUGCUGGUGUACCCAGAGUAUUUGCCAGACAGUCGUGUUCAGUUCAACAACUUCACAGCCUGGAGCUGCCAUGGGGGAGCACAGAUUUUCAGUAGCAGGAACCUUGAACUCCAGCAUUUCUGGAUUUCUGCCUGCAAAGACUUUGGCAUUGACAUCGUGGAAAGCCUGGGGAACAUCUCUGUGUCUGACAGUGUUUUAAAUGGACACCUUGGGCAAAAGGAUAGCACCUGUAUGUCUGCAGGACUGAAAACUCCCAAAAGAUACCAGCUCCUCAUCUCCAACACAGCUUUCAGGAACUUUGAUGUGAACACUUGCACAGCAAUCAGGACUUGUUCUGGCUGUUACCCAGGGCAGGGUGGGUUUACAGUGACAGCUGAACAUCUGACCUUCACCAAUUCCCCUUUCCAAGUGUCCUUCCCCUUUCCUCACUCUGCCAUCCUUGAGGACCUUGAUGGCUCCACCACGGGACAGAGGGGCAGUCACGUCCUGCCUUCCACAGAUAUCCUGCCAGCACCUUGCACAGCCAGUGCCAACUUCAGCCAAGCUUCUGGUGGCAGUGUCUGUGACAGUGACCUUGUUUUCCACCGAAUGGAUCUUCAUUUAAAAGAGGCUCCAGACAUUCCCUAUAAUUUAACUGUGACUGACAGUAGGAAUAAGACUAACACAGUCAAUUAUGUCCCUGAUACUUUAUCAAACCUGUAUGGCUGGAUGGUUCUUCUCUUGGAUAAAGAGACUUACACGUUGACAUUUGACAGCCCUUUGGUCAGCAAACAGCUCCAGUACUCAGUGACAUUUAGCAACUUCAAGGCUGGGAAUUACCUGCUGGUGGAGCACAAGGAUCUUCCUGCCCAUCUUGAGGCCGUGGUGUCCUGUGGGACAAGGAGGGGACAGCCACUCCAAUUGCUGCCUUCAUAUGGACACCACAGGGGCUGUGAUUGGCACCUGGACAGCAAACUGGGCAAGUUCACCUAUCUGGUCACAGGAGCUGACUUAAUUCAGGUCACACUGAAAGAGAAGGAAACAGUGGCUUUACCUACCCCAGCUCCUUCUUGUGCUGUGAUGAAAUGGUCACUGGCAGAGACGUGGAAUGGUGUGGGGAAAGGCUGGGGUGGAUCCAGUGGCAGCAUCCCAGGCCCUGGGGAAGAUGUCAUCAUCUUGCCAAACAGGACCAUCCUGGUGGAUGUGGCUCUUCCCCCCUUGAGAGGACUCUACAUUCUGGGCACCCUCGAGUUCCCCAGCAGCUCCAGCAACGCCCUGAGUGCAGCCUGUGUCCUGGUGCUGGGGGGUGUGCUGAGAGUGGGUUCUUCAGAACAUCCCCUAGAAAGGGAUUUAAAGCUGCUCUUCCUUCUUCGGGCAUCUGAAGGGAUUUACUGUGAUCGUCUGGAGGACAUAAAUGUCCACCCAGGGAGUAUUGGAGUUUAUGGACAGGUGCAAAUUUAUAGUGCUUAUCCUAAGAUGCCUUGGACACAUCUGGGAACUGAUGUUGCUCCUGGCAAUGAAAGGAUUUUGGUGGAGGAUGAAGUAGAUUGGGAUCAAGGUGGAGAUGCUGUGAUCAGCUCUUCCUCCUAUGAAGCCCACCAAGCUGAAGUAGUUACACUUAAAGAAGUCCAUGGUCAUAAUAUAAGAAUUCAUGAACAUCUUCUGCACAGGCACAUUGGGCGUCCCCACGACACAGAGAAUGGCAGAAAGAUCCCUUUGGCUGCAGAGGUUGGGCUCCUCACACGGAACGUGCGGAUCCAGUCAGACGUGGCUUGUGCUGGGAGGAUGCUGGUGGGACACUUCACAGACUCCAGCGGGAAGGAGUUUGAAGGUUCUCUUCAGCUCUUAAAUGUUCAGUUUUUGAACUUUGGGCCUCCUCAGCUUUCUGCCAUCGAAUUCAGGAACGUGUCCCAGGAGUGCUCAGUGGUGUCAUCCAGCAUUAGUGGCAGCUGUGGAGCUGGCAUUAAAGCAGCUGAGAGCAGCAGGAUCUUGCUGGACAAUAACGUGGUGUUCAACACCACUGGGCCUGGCAUUGAUGUGGAAGGGAAAAAUCACUCUCUCAUCAGGAACCUCGUCAUUCUGAGCAGGCAGCCAGCAGGUUCAUUAAACUGGGUUGCCAGCAUCAAGGUGAACCUGGCCACCGGUGUCUCCCUUCGUGGCAAUGCUGUGGCAGGAUCUGAGAGAAUUGGCUUCCACGUCAGGGGCCAGGAGUGUUCACUAGAUGGGGAAUGUUGCAGUGGGAACGUGGCCCAUUCCAGCCUCCAUGGCGUUCACCUGUACCAGGAAGAUGGAUUUCAGGCCUGCACUAGAAUCACAGGUUUUCUGUCCUAUAAGAAUUAUGACUAUGGUCUCAUGCUCCACCUCGGGGGCAGCAUUAUUGUGGAAAACGUGCUGCUGGUGGACAACACCGUGGGGCUCCUGGCUGUGGUGCACUGUGCCUAUGCUGAGCAAUGCUACGUGGGGAAAAGCUUCAUAGAACUUAAAAACUCCGUCCUUGUCGCAACAAGCUCGACUUUUGAUUGCCUCAGAGACAGGAUCAAGCCUCUCUCAGCUGAUCCAACAGCCCAGGACCGGCCCCCACGCUUCCCCCUAAGAGGCCGUGUUGGGAUUUUAUGGCCCACGUUCACCACUGCUCCCAGCCAAAGGCCAGGGGAUCCCUGGCACAAACCUGGGCAUUGUCCAAAAGCCCUGGGAAUCAUGAAGCUCAAAGAAGUCACCUUUGCUGGUUUUACAAAGAGCUGUUACAGUGAAGACAGGGAUGUCUGUAUCAUGUCAAGUUCUGAUCAUUUAGGCAUCAUGCCUCUCAUCACAGCAGAGACAUCAAGGUUGUUACAUGUCAGUGAGAAGGACAUGUUCUACUUUCAUCCAACAAGUGUACAAACCUCUGAAGGUGCCAUGCUGCCUGAAAAGAGAUGCAAAGGCUCAAGGAAAGCCCUUUUCAAGGAUUUGGAUGGAGGUGUCCUUCAUCUGGAACCACCUGUCUCUGUUUUCCCCAAGUCAGAAUUUGAAUGGACAGAGUUCUUCUCACAAGCUGGAAUUUACAGAGAUGACAGCAAAUGCCUCUUCAAGCCCUCAGUACAAGGCUACUUCUGCAAACAGACAGAUCAUGCACUUGUCAUCUUAGAAAACUUGGACUCCGGUGUGGAGAGCCAGAGACUGUUCCCAGUGGUCACAGUGACUGGCAGCUUUAUGGACACCUUCACUGAUGAGACCUCACAUUCUCUGUGUUACCCUGCAGAGCAUCGUUCUACUUUCUCCUCUGUUCUGCCCUCCACCAAACUCACCACGGUUUGCUUCCCAGACCUGGCACCUCUGGCUUUCAGACUCUACCUCCUUGGUGGCCAAAACACAACCAGGCUGCCCCUGGCCAUAUUCUUCACUGAACCCCUCAGCCUUCGUGUUUUUGUCCAAGGGAAUUACGUCUCUCCCACCCCUUCUUCUUUUUCACUGAACGCAGGGGCAGGAGCCAAUUACUUCAGCUUUGAGGACAACCUCCUCUAUGUUCUCCUCCAUGAGCAGGAACCUGUGGAAGUAGUUGCUGGCCUUUCCCUUCUUGUGGCUUUCACUGUAACUGAGGCUGUUGGGCAAGAGGGUGAGGCAACCAUGAUACAUCGAUUGGCUGAUUUCCUGAAGGUUGGUCAUGACCAAGUCAGAGUCGUCCACAAUGUGCUGGGAGGUGAAAGCACUUUGAAGGUAAUCUCAGCCAAUGCCAGCAAAAAGAGAUAUCGCUGCCCUAACAUGGCAUUUUGCACAGCCUUUCAGAGCAGAUACAGCCCACAGGAAGAGGGGACACAACCAGGGAGCACCCGGGCUCUGCAUCCACCUGAUGGGGCUGGUCCAUCAAGAGUGCUGAUCAUUGAGCUCGGUGAUCUGCCAGGUCAUCCAAGAAAUGAGUUCACAAGUGACAGCCUAAAGAGUUUGGCCAGAACCAUUAUCAACACUCAUCAGACUGGAGACCUUCAGAGUGGCCUGGGCUUGCCAGUUGACACCUUAAUGGUGAUUCAGUCUGCUUUGCUGUCCCCAGGAGAAGGUAACAGUAGAAAUGGAAGCAGGCAACAUUCAGAAACGUGCUUAUACAGGAGACCCUACAGCAUCUCUGUUCAGGUGCAGCCCUCAGACGGAGAAAUCGAGAAGCAGCUUCCUGUGCAGCCAAAAAUAAUUUUCCUGGACAGAAAGGGUGACAGAAUUGACAAACUGGGGCCUCCUGCAGAACCCUGGGUUGUAUCAGCUCAUCUCAAGGACUCCUCUGAGGCUGUGCUGAAAGGGCUCACCCAAGUGCAGGUCAUAGAGGGAUGUGCAAGCUUUUCCAAUCUGGCUGUCUCCAGCUCAGGAACAAACUGGAGACUUGUGUUCACUGUCACAUCACCUCCAGGGGCAAAGCUCACUGUGCUGUCCAAGCCAUUUGCCACCUUCCCUGUGCCCACGAGAGCCAGGGCCAGCAUGAUCCUCGUUGUCAUACUGGGCUCAGCAGCAUCUGCAUUCAGCAUUGCUCUUUCAUUCUGCUGGUUCAGGAAGAGCAAAAGCCACAAAACGAGGACUGAACGGCCUCAUCUGCCACGGGACAGCACCAAGAGACCCAGUGAACAAGCACAGCCUCCUGCAGCUCCCACCAAGCCUUGCUACCACCAAGGACCAAAUAAAAGUGGAGUGUCAGUAGCAGGAGAUAUGGGAGGAAGUGGAGCAGUGGGAGCUGCCACAGGGUGUGCAGAGGAGCUGAACCUGCAGCCUCAUGAAGCCAAGUCAGCAAGAAAGCCAAGCACUGUCCAGUCCAAGGCAGGUGACAGACACACCUUUCCCUCAGCCAGGGACAGUGACAGUCACCACAGAGGAAGAUCUGGUGACUCUGUGGAGCUCCAGCAGCCAGCAGUGCCAGGCUGCUCCAGCCAGGAGGAACCUGCAGCUGGGUACAGCCAAGAAAGAGAGAAGCCUGGCAGGAUGCCCCAGCACCAGAAUGAUGUCAGAGAGUGCAUUGCCAUGGUGGCAGCAGAGGGGUAAAGCAGUGAUGGGAGGGGGGAACCACUGCAGUCACUCUGGGGCUGAGCCUUUGGUCAGAGAAAACCAAGCAAGGGCAGAGAAACCAGAGAAAACCAAGCAGGUUUUGGGAUGGGGAACCAUGUGGCCACAUGGGCAAGUGGGCCAGCAGCCAACUGCGAGGCUCUUUGAUGCUGACCUUCCUCGGCUUCCAAAAGGGGGUGGGUGCAUCCAAACUGCCCUUUGAGAGCAGUUCUGGCUCCUCCAAACCCUCUCCAGGAGUUGUUUUGGGGAGUGCUCAGUGGGUCAGCUUUGAGAUUGCAUUCAAAAGCAGUCAGGGAUCAGCAGGGUUUCUGACACUACAGUGUCCUAGCAUGGAUGUAGUCUUAGUGUCUUGAGCAUUCCUGGUGAAUAUGCAUACAUGUAAAUAUAAGAAAUUUUCCCUUUUCUUCCAGCCAUGCUUUUAGUUUUAUUCAAAGAACUGCAGUAUG